Manihot esculenta (cassava) is the source of this 1222-nucleotide messenger RNA. RefSeq names its product tropinone reductase homolog At5g06060. The record is from RefSeq and is a predicted model, not a curated record. The transcript is spliced from 5 exons. Gene Ontology annotation, molecular function: oxidoreductase activity. Lineage: Eukaryota; Viridiplantae; Streptophyta; Magnoliopsida; Malpighiales; Euphorbiaceae. The coding region runs from base 188 to 1003 and encodes 271 amino acids.
ACUAUGGAUCCAAAGUUUUGAAAUGGUCAAUUUUUUUCUUCUGAAAAUUCAGAUAAUCAUCUGGAUGUAUAUAAAAAGUUUCCAACUUCCAGACGAUUAGGCCUUGGUGUCACCACCACCACCACCACCACCGUCGUCGUCUGCAAUCUUCAGUCUUCACCUUCUUUGCAACACACAGAACAGAAUCAUGUCAAAGGCAGAGAGCAGUUUCAAGGAGCCCAGAUGGUCUCUUCAGGGAAUGACCGCUCUUGUCACUGGUGGCACUCGGGGAAUUGGGAAUGCAACGGUGGAGGAGCUUGCUGGGCUUGGAGCUAGAGUGCAUACAUGUUCAAGAAAUGAAGCAGAGCUUAAUAAGUGUUUGAAAGAAUGGGAAGCCAAGGGUUUUGUGGUCACUGGGUCAGUUUGUGAUGCGACAUCUCGAGCCCAGAGAGAGAAGCUAAUUGAGCAAGUGGGUUCUGUUUUUAAUGGCCGUCUCAACAUUCUUGUUAACAAUGUUGGCACAAAUAUCAGGAAGCCAACUAUCGAGUACUCUGCCGAAGAAUUUUCAAAACUCAUGACAACCAACUUUGAGUCUGCAUACCAUCUGUGCCAACUUGCACAUCCUCUUCUAAAAGCAUCAGGAGCGGGAAGCAUUGUAUUCAAUUCCUCUGUUGCGGGUCUUUUGCACAUAGGUAGUGGAUCGAUUUAUGGUCCAACCAAAGGUGCAAUUAAUCAACUUACCAAAAAUUUGGCUUGUGAAUGGGCAAAAGACAAUAUCAGGACAAAUUGUGUUGCACCCUGGUAUAUCAAAACCUCACUCGUGGAAAAUUUGCUUGCUAACAAAGAGUUCUUGGAUAAAAUAGUUGCUCGAACGCCUCUUCAACGCGUUGGAGAAGCAAAAGAAGUAUCAUCCCUGGUUGCAUUCCUCUGCCUACCUGCUGCUUCAUACAUUACUGGACAGAUUAUUUCUGUUGAUGGAGGAGUCACUGUGAAUGCAUUUGAUCCUGGCAUGAGACUGGAUUGAGCAAUCUGCCCUUUUUCUUUUCUCCCCUUCGUUGAAAAUGCACAUUUGUCCAAUGUCUUGAAUUGUUCUGGUUCAUAACAUAUUGUUCAUAUUUAGUUCUGAGGACAUGGUGUUUUGUUUGAAGCAAUGUUUUUAAACCGAACCUUGAACCGGCGAGAUCAUAGAAUUAAACCCAAUUAAGGGUUUUAGGUUCAAUCUUGAACCAUGGUUGAUGUUUAA